Molecule: messenger RNA, 2460 nt
Organism: Wickerhamiella sorbophila
Lineage: Eukaryota; Fungi; Ascomycota; Dipodascomycetes; Dipodascales; Trichomonascaceae
Product: Putative GPI inositol-deacylase C
Exons: 1
Coding region: 1-2460 (819 amino acids)
Biological process (GO): endoplasmic reticulum to Golgi vesicle-mediated transport; GPI anchor metabolic process
Cellular component (GO): endoplasmic reticulum
Molecular function (GO): phosphatidylinositol deacylase activity
Source: RefSeq, a predicted model, not a curated record
AUGGCUCACAGUCCAAAGUACGUGCUGUUUGCUGGCGCGCUGCUGUUUCUGGUUACUGCACUGUCCUUUUUGGACGUUUACUACGAGCCAAACACAUGCUCAAUGUCAUAUUCCAGGCCCUCCUCCGUUGAGAUUAAUGUUCAGAGCCCGUCGUCAAAAGUCUCCACCCGCUACAGAACUUACUUGUAUCAAGAGGGCGGAGUAUCGAAAGUUUAUACCGGUCCUCACACCCUAGGAGGAACUCCUGUCAUAUUUAUUCCUGGCAAUGCUGGUUCUCAUUCUCAGGGUCGAUCGUUAGCUGCGCUAGCCAUCAACCUGGGCGAAGAGUUGGGCACCGAAACCCCUUUCGACUUUUUCCUGCUGCAUUUCAGCGAGGAUAUGUCUGCAUUACAUGGCAAAACCAUCGUUGACGAGGCUGCGUAUGUGAAUGAUGCUAUCAGCCAUAUUCUCGGUCUUUAUGCGCAGCAUGGGAAUCUCGCUGUCGUGCCCUCCUCGGUUAUCGUGCUAUGCCACUCAAUGGGUGGGAUAGUCGCCAGAACUGCAGUCACCCUGGAUAACUACAUUCCAGGUAGUAUCAAUACCAUUUUCACUCUCAGUACCCCUCAUAUUUUCCCGCCUCUGACUUUGGACAAAGACGUCACAAUGGUGUACGACAGUGUAAACCAGUAUUGGAGAAACUGCUAUUCCGAAAAGCACAGUCCGAUGGAGAAUACAACUCUUGUUUCGAUCUCGGGUGGUCAUAUUGAUCACAUGGUCGUUCCUGAUUCAACGCCGGUGGAUUCCCUGAUUCCAGUCACUCACGGCUUGUCUGCGUUCACGUACUCUAUUCCAAAGGUCUGGCGAGGAAUUGACCAUCUAGCAAUUAUGUGGUGUGCCGAGCUUCGAAGUGUAAUCGUAGACAGUCUCUACAAGAUUGUUGACUCAAAAAGCCCAGAACGAACCAUCCCUGUAACACAAAGAAUGCAGGCUCUCAAGUCUGCCUUCAAAUCUCCAAUUGAUUCGUUGACGGAGAACGAUACACUGGUGUGGCACGACCGAACCGAAAAGGCGGCUUAUUUCGAAACACCCGUUGGCUUUUUCGAAGUCAACCCCAAACAAGAUUCAAAUGGUCUUGUUAUUCCAGUCGCUCAAGCAGCUCACCACAGCUCUUUGCUUUGGACUGUUCUCACCGGAAUAUCCGUUCCGCUGAUAGAAAGAUACACUAAUAUCUCUCUCCCUACUAUCAAAUCAAGUUUGUUGAGUUUACAAGUUGAGGUUCUUCCUCAGUGCCAACCCUCACAUGCUGGUGCCAACGACAUCCCCUUGGCGAUCCGGUCAUGGACCGCUCGUGAGUCGCGGUGGUAUGUUGGCAAUACAGCACGCAUUGUUUGGUAUUCUGAAUCACCGUACAUGCCCUUUGAUGACUCGCGUGGUCUUUAUCUUCAGAUCUUCGCUCCCGAAAUCUGCAGUAGCGGCCCCAGCCAUAUCGCUCGUAUCAAAGUGGACUGGUGGGCGACCCUUUCAAACUUGGCAAUCAACUACCGCGCAUCUCUGGCCACGUACCCCCUUGCAGUCGUAUUGAUUUGUGUUUUCAUUCAGCUAAGAGCUUUCCACGCAAACAAACACAUUUCGUUUUCGGAUAGUUUGUCUAUUUUCACGGAAAAAUAUCUUCUUCACAUUGCAAAAGGACUCGCAGUGACUCAUUUGGCGCUAUGCUGGCGUCCAUUGCGGAAUCUGAUCAGGUCUUUACAAAUGCCAAGUGAACGGUACAAUAUCCAUGCACUGCAGAGGCAAACAUUUGACAUUCAUGACAUGCUAGUUGGAGUUGAUGAGCCACUUUUAUUCUGGAUUCCGCCUUUGCUCCUUGUCAUGGCAACGGCAGCUCUCAUGCUAGUCCACCAGGUACUCUCCGCAAUCGUAUUUGCAAAUGGCUGGCUUCAGAACGCUGCUUGUCGAGGUUGCCGUGGUCCGCCCGUGCCUCAGUCCCUGAAAAACCCCGCUGUAUACAUUAUUGGCAACUUAUUCUGGCUUUCGGCAUUAUUUUUCAUUCCUUAUCAGGUUGUGUUCAUUGCUGUCACUGUAUUUUUGCUAUCAAAAACGGUUGAUGCCGAUUCAUGGCAGUACACGUUUUCAAUGCUGUUCCUUUGGACGUGCGCCAUUGAUGGCCCUAUCCUUGUCGUCUGGGCGCAUAAUAUCAACUUCGAGUGGUCAUUGGCUUUCUCGACCUACCGCAACAUUGUGGCCGCGGCUCCGAUCGUGAUCCUCGUAUACUUUUUGUCGCAGCAUCCAAGUCCCAUACCCCCUCCCUGCGACAAUGUAUUAUUGAAACGUUUCACAUACGCCUGCCUGAUCUAUAUGGCAACCUAUGCGCUUGUUUACGGUGCGAUGCACACUUUCAUGAUGCACCAUCUUGUAAACUACUUUGCUGGCUGGCUUCUGACUCUUUACAUGGAAAGACCUCAGCCAAGAAAACUCCAGUAG